Messenger RNA from Hemicordylus capensis (graceful crag lizard), 2707 nucleotides. RefSeq names its product zinc finger protein 883-like. Lineage: Eukaryota; Metazoa; Chordata; Lepidosauria; Squamata; Cordylidae. Bases 470 to 2509 code for a protein of 679 amino acids. Gene Ontology annotation, biological process: regulation of immune system process; regulation of cytokine production; negative regulation of transcription by RNA polymerase II. The record is from RefSeq and is a predicted model, not a curated record. The transcript is spliced from 3 exons.
AGGGGCUACUUCCCUCAUGCUCAAGAGAGCGUGAAAAGACACUCAGCUCUUGACUCCCGGUUCCCACUUGAAUACUGUCCAUUGAGGGGCAGGAACUGCUCUUUCACCUUCAUUCUCCUGCUGCUGCCCCGCAUUGGACACGGCGGGGUGCAAGCGGGAACCGGAAGUCUGUGUAUUUAUGUCUGCUCCAACUCUUGGAUCCCGGCGAAUGUCUCUGGUCUGGGAAGUGACCUCGGCGGCAGGAGGACACAAGACAUCAAAGGCCAAAAAGAAGAAGAAGAAGAAGAAGAAGAAGGUGGUUGGAACAUGGGAGAUCCUCUGGGGAAACAAAGGGUGUAAUUGGGAAAAACCAGCCAUGAGAUGGAAGGAGAGCACCUUUGGGGAUCAAGAGGGGCCAAGGAGGUAGGAGCCAAACCAAGUGGAUUUCCAAGGAAUUCUACCCCAAGAAGAUGAUUGCAAUGGAAAGGGAAUGAAGGCACCUUCUGCAUGCGAGAAAACACUCAGUUGUAAAUCAAGCCUCGAUGCACACUGCAGAACACACAUGGAAGAGAAGCCAAGUUCAUUCAUAGUGCAUGGAAAGAGCUUCGGUGAGAAUUCACAGCUGAUCUCACAGACAGGGGAGAAUGCUGUGAAUGGAGAUGGAUCAAAUAUGCAGGACAGAAACCAAACGGAGACUUCAAGAGGUGAAUCGGAUGCUUCUCGGAGUGGAGAUCCCCAUCUCAUCCCAACUAUACCAGGAAAAAAAGAAAGAAAGAAACGGAAAAAGUGCCCUGUAUGGCCAAAGAUCUUGAGUAAUAGCUCAAGUGUUAAGACACAACCAGAAAUCCACAUAUUGCACAAAUACUUGGAGUGUGGAAAGAGCUAUAGUCAGAGCUCAGACCAUUUGACCCAUCAAAUAAUUCAUGCAGGAGAGAAGCCAUAUACAUGUUCAGUUUGUGAUAAAAGCUUUAAGCACAGUUCGACCUUGAUUGCUCAUAAAAAAUUCCACAACAGAGAGAAGUUAUAUAAAUGCUGGGUUUGUGGGAAGAGUUUCAUGCAAAAUUCACACCUUAUUACCCAUGAAAGAAUCCACACAGGAGAAAAACCAUUUAAAUGCCAGGAGUGUGGAAAAAGCUUCACUCAGAGAGGUCACCUUAGUAUCCAUCAAAGAAUCCACACAGGGGAAAAGCCAUUUAAAUGCCAGAAUUGUGAAAAGAGCUUCACUCAGAAUGUCAGCCUUACUAUCCAUCAAAAAGUCCACACAGGGGGGAAACCGUAUCAAUGUGCAUUGUGUGGAAAGAGCUUCAGCCACAAUGCCCACCUUUCUUCCCAUCAAAGAAUCCACACAGGGGAGAAACCAUUUAAAUGCCUGGAGUGUGGAAAGAGCUUCAGUUGCAGCUCAGGCCUUAAUACCCAUCACAGAAUCCACACAGGGGAGAAACCUUUUAAAUGCCUGGAGUGUGGAAAGAGCUACAGUGAAAGCUCAGAACUUAUUAGGCAUCACAGGAUCCACACAGGAGAGAAACCAUUUGAAUGCCUGGAGUGUGGAAAGAGUUUCUUUUGGAAGUCUGCCUUUACUUCCCAUCAAAGAAUCCACACAGGGGUGAAACCUUUUAAAUGUCUGGAGUGUGGAAAGAACUUUAGUCGUAGUGUUCACCUUACUACCCAUCAAAGAAUGCACACAGGGGAGAAACCAUAUAAAUGCCUGGAGUGUGGCAAGAGCUUCAGUCAAAGUUCAGGCCUUAGUACCCAUCACAGAAUCCACACUGGGGAGAAACCAUUUAAAUGUCUGGAGUGUGGUAAGCAGUUCCGUGAGAAUGGAGACCUUACUAAACAUUUAAGAGUGCACACAGGGGAGAAACCAUAUACAUGUCUGGAAUGUGGAAAGAGCUUCAGUCGUAGUGGACACCUCAGUACCCAUUAUAAAAUCCACACAGGGGAAAAACCAUUUGAAUGCCAGGAGUGUGGAAAGAGCUUCAGUGAAAGCUCAGAGCUUACUAAACAUCUAAGAGUGCACACAGGGGAGAAACCAUAUAAAUGCCCGGAGUGUGGAAAGAGCUUCAGUCAUAGCUCAGCCCUUUCUGCCCAUCAAAGACUCCACACUGGGACAAAACCAUAUAAGUGCCCUGAGUGUGGAAAGAGCUUCAUAAGCAGCUCAACUCUUUAUAAUCAUCGCAAAAUUCACACAGUUGAGAAAUCUUUUAAAUGCCUGGAGUGUGGAAAGAGCUUCAGUCGCAGUGAAUACCUUAAUGGGCAUCAAAAAAUCCACACAGGGGAGAAACCUUUUAAAUGCCUUGAGUGUGGAAAGAGCUUUAUGUUCAGCUCUGCCCUUUCUAAUCAUCUCAAAAUCCACACAGGUGAGAAACCUUUUAACUGCCUGGAAUGUGGAAAGAGCUUCAUCCAGAAGGGAAACUUUAAGAGACAUCAAAGAGUUCACACAGGACAGAACCCUUCCGAACACCUGGCAUUUAUAAAACAUUUCAGUCAGAGCAAACACCUUUCAUCCCAUCUAGGACUGUGUGCACUGUAGGUAUCUCUUGUGUUUAAUCCAACAUAGCUAUAUUUAUCAUUAUUUAUUUACAAUAUUCAUACCCCACCCCUCCAAUACUUUACUGCUCGGGGUGGCUUACAACAAGAAAAUAUAUACAAUAUACAAUAAAAGUAAUCAAAUUAACCAAACUGAGUAAACAAGUUAAAAACUUGUUCAAAUUUAAGUUCAAAUUUAAGU